This is a messenger RNA of Adineta steineri, 468 nucleotides long. The record is from the annotation of a GenBank genome assembly. NCBI's taxonomy places the organism in Eukaryota, Metazoa, Rotifera, Eurotatoria, Adinetida, Adinetidae.
AUGAAUUAUUGUUUAAUAUUAUUCUAUCUUAUAUUAUCUAUUACUCAAUAUACAAAUUGUAUUGAUUUAAAUACUGGUUUUACCGAUGCAUUGACAUUAGAAGAAUAUGAAGAUGAUGUUGAAUUGAUAAAGCUUCGUUUUGAUUCAACACGACCAUGUCGAUUUUUUUCUGAUGAUCGUUAUCCAAAAGUUGAAGAAGGUUUAGCUAAUUGUUCAUGGUAUGAAAAAGAUGCAUGUUGUAAACGAACUGAAGUAGCAAGUGUUUUUGAAUCAAUGUAUACAUUACAUCAAGCAUCAACACAAUGCCGAAAUAUGAUGAAUUAUCUUAUGUGUUUUUUCUGUGCACCUGAUCAAUAUUUAUGGUAUAUUAAAAAACGUGUUAAGAUUUGUGAAACAUUUUGUAAUGAAUUCUAUCAACAUUGUAAAACAGCUGAAUUUAGUGGAAAUACUAUUGGUAUGUGUAAUUAA